AUGACGCCCCAAACACACGCAACAACACAACCGAGAGCAAGCGGGCGAAACCCACUUCCACGACAUGAUCCACGUUUGGCACUACCACUGCAACCACAGCCAAAACACUCACACAAACCGACGAAACCCGAAAUGAAAGAAGAAAUCCGACCAAUGCAGACAAUCACCGACCGCUUGGUCGUCGAGGCCGUCCUGGGCCUGCCACAAAUGAAAGAUAAAACUCUGCUCCAUCUCGCGGUUGUGGGAAGCCGCAGCAAGGCCAUUGCCAGCAAAGACUCGGAUUAUGACGUCAAGGCAGUUGUGUUGCACUCUGUGGCUGAUUACUUGCUGCAGAACAUUACACCCAGCAAAGCCUUUGAGACUUCCAUUGUCGACCCCGAAACGGGCGAGGUCGUGGAGGUUGAAGGCACCCUUGUGGACUAUUUGACGAUGCAAAAGUACGCCUUGUCGACAAACACGGCUGCUUGUGAGGCCUUCUACGGCCUCGUCAUCCACCAAACGCCAGAAAGCGAGUAUUUGAAAGAGCUAUUCUUGAAGGCAUACGAUCCCAGAGUGCUUGUUUUGAGUUACCAAGGACUCUUGAAACACGAACUAAAAAAGGCAAGGAAACAAGGACGAAGUGGGCAGAUCAAGCAUGCCGCCAACAUGGUCUUUUACGCGUCCAUGGUGCAUCUGGCUAGUUCCAGCCAAGAACCACCAAUACAAAACGCCUUCCAGCAUGUCCAAAGCUUACAGAUUGACCCCGCCCUUCGGGAAAACAUGCUUGUACUCUACAGGCAACGGAUGGCCGAUAAAUCAAGGACUGAUGCCGACACGGCCCCUUUUGCCGCGUUUCUUCAGAAUGCGGAGGAGUUGGAGGCACCCCCGUGCAUAAAGAGCAAAGAUGAGAUCGAGUCCCUGAGGGCCGAAGCCAACGCCCGGUUUGUUGAGACCAUCGCCAGCGACAGGAUGGAAGUCCCGGUGUUGAGGUAG
Messenger RNA from Seminavis robusta, 972 nucleotides. NCBI's taxonomy places the organism in Eukaryota, Bacillariophyta, Bacillariophyceae, Naviculales, Naviculaceae. The record is from the annotation of a GenBank genome assembly.